Molecule: messenger RNA, 6280 nt
Organism: Athene cunicularia (burrowing owl)
Lineage: Eukaryota; Metazoa; Chordata; Aves; Strigiformes; Strigidae
Gene: ALS2CL
Product: ALS2 C-terminal like
Exons: 26
Coding region: 203-3058 (951 amino acids)
Source: RefSeq, a predicted model, not a curated record
GUAAACCAUUGUGUUGAGGCAGACAGUGAGUUAUGGGCACAUCCCUCUUGGAGAAGACCCCAGAAGUUCAGGGAAGUGGGAAGGAAGUCGACGCAAUGGAAGAACCUCGCCGAACAAAAGGCCAUUGAAGCAUUUUCUUGUCUCCCCGUUACACCCUGAGAAUCCUCGCUGUAGAAACCGACUGAUCCCUCAGCCUGCAGACAUGUGCACGGCUGAAGCAACUGCAUCUCUGCUCCAAGUGGAGGAAACCUUUUCAGCAUGCCUGGCACAGAUAAAUACCCUCAUCCUCAAGCCUCUGCUCCAGGCAGAGCCUAAAGACCAGAAGGGAAAGGAGAACUUUAAGCUCUUCCUGCUCCUGAAUGAUCGGUUUCAAGCUCUCUGGAACCUCACAGAAGAAAAUUACUGCAUUCUGAAACAAAAACACAGCAGCUCUGAGUCAUUCUGCAUCCAGGACAUUUACACUGUCUGGAAAGGAGACCUGUUUCUAAGCCUCUACAUCCAAUAUUUCGUCACUUUCGCAAACUACGUUGUAGUCCGCGGCUUUGAACAUGCCACAGAGAGCAAAAGUGAAGCCUGGAAGUUCCAUAUGACAGUGCUGAAACUAUUCCUCACAGACUUCACCUCUGAGACCUCCAUGUCACUGGCCUUAUACACUGUUCUUCAGAAACCUCUCAGAGAUCAUAUCGAGCAUUAUAUACUGCUCCUUACCAAGCUGAAUGAGGUUCUCAAAGAGGGCUCUGAAAAGGACAUGGUCACCAGUUCCAUCAAGGAAUAUGUGAAGCUGGAGUCCUUCAUCAGCCAAGUCCUGGAUGAAGCUUGUUUUACCAAGUCCUUAUGGAAAUCCUUGAGCUACAAAUUCACAGACAUGCUCUGUGUACCUGAAAGAAGGCUGCUGGAAGAUAGCAAAAAUCUUCCCAUCUCUGCCAGCACGAAUCGAUCAGAUCGGAUCUUGCUCUUUGAUGAUGUCCUUGUGCUAAUUCAGGGCAACAGCUUUCAGAGUUUUGAUCUGAAGCUUGUGUGGGUAGAUGAUAACUGCAGGGAGAAAUUGGCUCCAGGACUAUACAGACUCCGCAUUAUAACCCCAGAAGAAACGUUCUUUCUCUCUGCGAAAGACCCACAGAUGAAGGCUGUUUGGCAGUGGAAGCUGAACCAGGCUGUCCGCCAGGCACUGAACGGGAAGAGAGAUUUCCCAUUGUGGGGUAAGACUGGAGAAGGCACCGAGCCCCCGUCCUGCCGCUUCUUCACCUAUGUCUUCAAGCUGGAGGGCAAGUUCAAGAACACAUCCUAUGAGGGCGAGUGGCACUGGGGAAAGCCGCAUGGCAAGGGGACGCUGAAGUGGCAUGAUGGACGCAACCAUGUUGGAGAUUUCAAAGAGGGCUUGGAGCAUGGGUUUGGAAUAUGCCUUGUCCCACGCAAAUCCGAAGACCGAUAUGACUGCUAUAAGUGCCACUGGUACGAGGGCAAGAUGAGAGGCUAUGGAAUCUGUGAGUACGGGAAUGAUAUGGUCUACAAAGGCUACUUCAAAGACAAUGUGCGCCAAGGGUUUGGGAUACUGGAGAACUUCUCAGCUAAGAAUCCUUUUAAAUACUCAGGACAGUGGGAAAAUGAUAAGAAGAAUGGAUAUGGAGUGUGGGAAGACAAAGAUAGAGGGGAGAGAUACAUAGGGACAUGGCUUGAUGAUCACAAACAUGGACAAGGCAUUGUAGUAACCCAGUCAGGUGUCUGCUAUCAAAGGACAUUUCAUGCUGUUAAAAUGGUGGGUUCUGGGAUUCUGCUCUUGGAAGAUGACUCUGUCUAUGAAGGGAACUUCACAGAAGAUCUAACAUUUGUUGGAAAGGGAAAACUGUCAUUUGCCAAUGGCUUCAUUUUGGAGGGAACCUUUACUAACAAAUCGGGCCAAGGCCUUCAGACGCACGGCAUCCUGAACACUUCAAACGAGCAGCUGGAUGACUGGAUAACCAAAAUUCAGCUGGGCCUUGAGGAGUUCCCUGUGGAGAAGAGAUGGAGGGGAAUCUAUGACCAGUUCCUGGAGUUCAUCCAUUCUGGUUGCAAAGAAGAAACAGAGGAGUCUUUCACAGGGUUCCACAUACAAACAAGCAAGGAGCUGAGGAAGUCUCAGGAGUACCUCUUCUGCCAAAAGGGGACUGAGGAUGUGUCCUGGAAGACAGAAGAUAUUCUUGAAGAGCUUGUCCAGCACCAGGAUCUGGAGUCACUACAGAGUUAUUUAGAGAAGGCAUUGAAGUCUUCCCUGCACCCACUGGGAAAGCUGCUGAAGGCCUUGACGAUAGCUUUUCAGGCAACAUAUUCUGGGAUUGGGGCCAACAGACAUUUGCUGACUAUGGCACAAGAGGAAGUCAAGUAUUAUGCAAAGAAAAUAUGGGAGUUUUACCAGGGUUUGCUCCAUCUGGCACUGGAACAGAAAGGCCAACUGCCCCCAAAGUGUAUGGAUGAAGAUACAAAUGAUGAGAAGGCAUGCAGUGUGGUCCUGCCGCUGAUCUUGCCCUGCUUCUACCCUGAGCUUUUCAUGCUCUACAUGCUCUACCACGAGAGAGAAGAUGAUCUGUACUGCCAAGGGAUUGUGGACCUAAGUCUAUUCCCCGACAUCAAGCUCCUAGAGUUUCUGGAUGUGCAGAAACACCUCUGGCCCCUGAAAGAUCUCACCCUGACAACCAACCAGAGGCGGUCCCUUAUCAAAGACAAGUGUUUCCUGUCUGCCACAGAGUGUUUGCAGAAGCUGAUUACCACAGUGGAUCCCCGGGAGAAGCUGGUGAUCCUCCAGAAGACAUAUGAAGAGAUAGAGAGCACAGUGUCCCGGGUGGUAGAGAAGGACUACAGGCUUCCCAUGGAUGACCUCUUGCCCCUACUGAUGUAUGUUGUAUCCCGAGCAAAAAUCCAGCACCUGGGAGCUGAAAUCCAUCUGAUCAGAGACUUGAUGGACCCUGCCAAUCGAGGAGGACUGUACGACUUUCUGCUAACAGCACUGGAGUCAUGCUAUGAACACAUACAGAGGAUGAGACUCCACCAAAGAGAGAACUACCAUGUGACUCACAGCUCCUGAGCCCAAGGACCUGAAGGGGGCCUCCUCCCUGAUGCACUUUCUUGACCAAACACUGUUGGAUGAAGAAGCAAUCAUGUCACUGAUAUUCUGGCUGUCUUUAAAAAGGGAAGAACGGGUAUUUAUCAGAUGAGGGUUUCUUGCUGGCUUUUCUUUUCAACUAGCUACGAUUGUAAAGCACAGACAUACGGAUGCUUUGGGCUAAAAGCCUUCAAUAUGCAACCUCAGCUUGUGCUUGGCAAUCUCUUUGUGGAAAAGUGGCCAAGGUUUCUUUUGCCCUGUAGUUUUAUUUCGCUCCCCUGCAAACAGCAAUCUGCCUUGAAACCUGGUUUAACUGUUCUCUCAGAUGUUGUGUUUGUUUUGCACUGGUGCACAGACGUAAGGGAGAUUAUAUUAUAGAAAGCGGUCAAAUGAAACCACAAGAACUAUUUUGGUGGGACUAUUUGUGGUUGGCAGAAACGUGGCAUGGACAGGAGAGGCCAUCUCCAUGCUCCUAAACAACCUGUUCCUGGACUGAGGUGCCUUUUUCUGCAUCCCUAAGAGGCAGGCUUUUCCAUUCCUCUUCCUACCCAUGCCAAACUCCAUACCUCUCCAUUGCAUUGUAAAGCUGCUAUUGACUAACUUCCUUGUUUUAUAAUACUUACAAUUGUAUGUAUAUUUAUACCCUGCAGACUCCUGUUAAAACCUCAGGGAUAUCACACUUUCACCUCGAACACACUAGUGCUGCUUUGUAAUUCCGCAUGGGUUCAUGGGUGCCCGAUAGGAGAGAUAUUGUCCCAGGGUGAGGAAUCUCAUAUCCUGGUGAAAGAAAACAUAAAACUAGCUGGCUUUCUGCACUGACAGAGCUGCAAAAACCCUGUUUUUUCUGAGGUACACAACUAUGUGCUGACAGACCACCCACUGAUACCAGUGGGGUACCAAUCACAUUAGAAUCAGGCUGGGUUUUACUCUGCCUUUAUAUAAAUAGAUAUUUGAUAUCUUGUUCCCAUCAGACAAAAAUAGUAAUGUCUGAGUUGCAUAUUUAGAGCAAAACCUCUUUUGAACUAGAUUUGUCAUGCUUUUUUUUUUUUUUUUUUUUUUUUUUUUUUACAGUAUGACUUUAAAUUAUCCAGGUCUUUGACUUCAGGAACAAAAACAAAACUCUACAGGCUGUUUCCUCCUGUUUAUGACAAGUAUUAUGCUUUAAUAAAUAGUACACUUAUUACAAUAGUUAAUAUAUUGGUAUGAGAGUAACCUAAUAUAUGUUUUACAGUAACUUUGUUUUUAAUAAAGCUGUUUAAUUUUUAAGAGAGAUUCCAGGCUUUCAUAUUUCUUAUUCCAAUCUUGUUGCUGUCUUCAGGCAUUUGAGAAUUUGCCUUCCUUUCUUUAACUUUAGUAAAUAUGUGGCUCCCUUACCGCCUUGAUCACUCAUGGGAAGGGAGAAUUUGAACUACAGAUUACAUUAGGAAGCUAAUUUUAAGAAAGACUGAAUCAAUAAAACUGAUUUUUGUGCUUCCGUUCCCUGCCAAAUCAGUAAGGAGAAUGUGGCUUAAAAGUUUAAGAUGAUUUCCUGCAGUUAAACUAUUUUUUACCACAUUGCCUUAGCAGGCCUUAUGAAAGAGGGCUGUUACACAUCUUCGGAGGUGAAGAUGCUGUGGUGCAAAGACAGCUCAGGUGAAGAGAAAGUGACAGAGAGUAGUUGAGAUUCACCUUCCUUCACUUGAACACCUCUUUAGCCACACUACCACGCUGGCCUAGUUUCUUCCUUCCUUAACUAUAUUCUGCAGGGAAGAGGAAGAAACUGCAGAAACGAUGCCUCUUCCCUGAGAACUGCUGCCCUGAUUUUUGCAUCACAGUAAACUCACGCCGUCCAUCAGACUGAGGAUGUAGUCUGCUGGAUAGUACCAUGCCUAAACUGAUCCUGGGUACGUUGAAACUACUGGGUUCUUGGUGUAAAAGCUAGACUUGAAUUUUUGCUGGUUUCACACGGCAAAGCCAGGCAGUUCCAGCUUCAUGGGACAUGAAAUGAAAACUAUUGUUCAUCUAAACAAACCCUUUAUAAAAUUGCAGUGUUUAAAAGUGGUUGGUGCCUAUACCAGCAUGCAGCGAGACUGGGGAAUACAAGACCAAAAACAUACUUUCUCACCAAUACACUGAUUGUCAGCUUUAAACCCUUGCUCCUCACCUCUAUGAAAUCUCACCUUACUCAUGUAAGGCAGAAAGCUCCAGCUGCCUGUCUUUGAGAAUGUAAACAGCCAUAAGUAACAGCUGUGAACUUUUAAUUUCAGAGUUGCUUAAAACUGGCAGUUUUCCCGUCUAAAGAAACACCCUGCCAGAAGGUUGAAUCACUGAGAUGUAGUCACAGCUGUUAAAAAAAAAAAAAAAAAGUCUGUUUUCUCCAUACUGCAUUCUUUCAUGCUCUAGGUUUUUAAUUUUAAUUUCAGGUACCACUUCCUACUCAAAAUGCAGAACGUCUACGAGAAAAUAGGACAUACAAAACGCAUGCAUGUACAAACUCCACAGGAUUAUCUAGAAAACAAUACGAUUUUUCAGCCCACUGAAGAUUUCUAGUAUUGCACUUUCUAAACAUAUGGUUAUUAGUUGCUCUUACUGGUCAUCUGGCUGAAAAUUGAGGAGGUUCUUGAGCUAUAAUUCAAGUGAGCCCUAAAGGGGCAGCUAAGGUAACAGUGUGCAGCCAUUUGUGCUUCUAGGCUCUCUCAGCAACCAGUAAAAGCAAGAGGGAUACUUGACGGGCAAUACUCUUUUAGCCCAAGGGUAGCAUUCAGGUUGCAAAUUGUGCUGUGUAACCAUGCAGUAGUGCUAUUUGGUGUGUUAACAGCAUGGCUUUUUUUUAGGAGAUAAUAUGAGGCUACUUGCUAGCUUCCUUGAUUAAUCAGAUCUCUGCUUGAUAAAGUACUGUGCCUUGAAACAGCGUGUGGAAAUGUGAGAGUACAUUCAAGUUCCUCCUUUGGAGUUGGCGUGGAUCACAUGCUUAAAUUAUUGGUGGCAGAUUGCUAUCUGCACUUGUUUGCAAUCAGGACUCCAGCUUCCUGAUUAUUCCAUUAAAUUUAAUCCUGCAGGCCCCUGGAGCAGUAAGAAGGCUGACCCCAGCCAAGACUUUCAGUUUUAGAGACAUACUGCUGUACAGGACACUAGUACAGUCAUCUCUUCCACAUCUAAGCUACAGCUACUGAGGCAGCUCAGGCCUCAAGGGAAGCUGUCACAUCCCCUAAAAAAAAAAAAAAA